UAUAUCGUGCAAAGCCGGAGUGGGCCUAAAACUAGUGUGAAUUAUUGAAACGGUGCGUUUCAUAAAAUUAGUUUGGCGAAUCCUUCUUCAAACUGAGACUAUCGGCGAUUAGUUCGAUCAGAGACUCCACGCCGGCAUCGUUACCGGCGACUGAACUGAAGUUAAUAACAAGAUGAUAAGCGCAGUGCUUGUGAUGAACACACAAGGGAAGCCUCGUCUCGCUAAAUUCUACGAAUUUCGGCCUGUGGAAAAGCAGCAGGAAAUUAUUCGAAAUGUCUUUGCAGUCUUAUGCAGUAGACCUGAACAUGUUAGCAAUUUUGUGGAUGCUGAGUCCUUCUUUGGCCCGGAUGCUCGCCUUGUUUACAAGCACUUUGCAACUCUAUACUUUGUGUUCAUAUUUGAUGGGUCUGAGAAUGAGCUCGCUAUGCUUGAUUUGAUACAAGUCUUUGUUGAAACACUGGACAAAUGCUUCAGAAAUGUUUGUGAGCUUGACGUAGUGUUCAACUAUAGUAAGAUGCAUACUAUAUUAGAUGAGAUUAUUUUCGGAGGCCAGGUGUUGGAGACAAGUUCAGCUGAGGUUCUGAAGGCUGUUGAAGAAAUAACAAAGCUUGAAGCAGCAUCCAGUGCAAUCAAUCUUGUUCCAAAAUCCGUUUCUAGUUGGAGGUCGCGGUAGUAAAAUUCCACUUAAGCUUACGAAAGGAACUAUUCCACUUAAGCUUACGAAAGGAACUGCAUGGUUUGGAAAACAAAGUAUCUCUGUUCAGGGAAGUCGGGUUGGAUGUGAUUUUGUUCUUCUAACUGAAACAAAAACUGACACCCUUAACCAGCUGAGUUGACCAUGGUUGCUACUGAUGAGUUUGAUAAGCAAUUGGUGAAAUUUUAUUUUCCUACCUUUUAUUGAUCCAAGGAACAGUGUACAACUUUACUGGCCAUUCAAUGUUCCCAACAGAUCCCAAUUUUGGUUUAUCCAUUUGGUUGCAUUGCCUUGAAAUGGUUGAGAUUGUAUAAAUAUGUUCCUACAUAUUGUAAUUCAUGAAGAAUAUUGGAUAUCCAACUCUCGGAAAGAAUAUUGGAUAUCCUGUAACAUACAGUAACUACUUGUGCAAUUGUUAAUAUAAUUUGGUAGAUCGAUUUGAUGAUCCUUCUAUCCAA
This is a messenger RNA of Medicago truncatula (barrel medic), 1152 nucleotides long. Its product is annotated as AP-3 complex subunit sigma. Bases 173 to 673 code for a protein of 166 amino acids. Gene Ontology annotation, cellular component: AP-3 adaptor complex; membrane coat. The record is from RefSeq and is a predicted model, not a curated record. NCBI's taxonomy places the organism in Eukaryota, Viridiplantae, Streptophyta, Magnoliopsida, Fabales, Fabaceae. The transcript is spliced from 8 exons. Gene Ontology annotation, biological process: Golgi to vacuole transport; intracellular protein transport.